Molecule: messenger RNA, 2878 nt
Organism: Ctenopharyngodon idella (grass carp)
Lineage: Eukaryota; Metazoa; Chordata; Actinopteri; Cypriniformes; Xenocyprididae
Gene: cog8
Product: component of oligomeric golgi complex 8
Exons: 5
Coding region: 42-1967 (641 amino acids)
Biological process (GO): intra-Golgi vesicle-mediated transport
Cellular component (GO): COG complex
Source: RefSeq, a predicted model, not a curated record
AAUAAAGUUUUUUGUUGAGGUUUGAAUCAACACUUCCGAUCAUGGCUACCGUAGACGUGGAAGAUGAGAGUAUCCUGGCCUCGAUCUUUAAAGACAGCUUUCCUGAGAACUGGAGAGAGAAUCCGGACUUCGCGGCGUAUCUGUCGCAGUUGUGCUCGUGCGGUGUGGAUGAGUUAAACCGGGAGCCGGAGCGUCUGUCGGAAGAGCGGGCUCAGAUCCUGCAGCAGACCCGUGAGCUGGCCUUCACCAACUACAAGACGUUCAUCAGGACCGCGGACUGCACACAGCACAUCUACACUGACUUUAGCACAGUGGAGAACUGUCUCUCUAAACUCUUACACAAACUACCCAGCUUUACUGAGAGAUGCAGAGGUUUUAUUAAGGAGGCUGAGGAGAUCAGUGUCAGCAGGCGUAUGAACAGCCUGACACUGAAUCGACACACUGAGAUCUUGGAGAUUCUGGAGAUCCCUCAGCUGAUGGACACCUGCGUUCGGAACGGAUACUACGAGGAGGCGCUGGAGUUGGCCGCUUAUGUGAAGAGACUGGAGAAAAAACAUUCAUCACUUCCUGUCAUUCAGGGAAUUGUGCAUGAGGUUCGAUUGUCAGCUCAACUCAUGCUGAACCAACUUCUUCAACAGCUGCGUAGCAAUUCACAGCUUCCGGUUUGCCUGCGUGUGAUUGGAUAUUUGCGCAGAAUGGAUGUUUUUACCGAAGCCGAGCUGCGCGUCAAAUUCCUGCAAGCCCGUGGGAGUUGGUUGCGAUCCAUUCUCACCGCAAUCCCAGAUGAAGACCCGUACUUUCACAUCACAAAGACCAUCGAAACCUGCCGCGUGCAUCUCUUCGAUAUUAUCACCCAGUAUCGUGCCAUCUUCUCCGACGAGGAUCCGUUGCUGCCACCCGGAGGUCAGGCUUUGAACGAGAGCGCCAUCUUUCAUGGCUGGGUGGUGCAGCAGGCGGCACAGUUUUUGGAGACCCUCGAUCGGGACCUCCAGCGUGGGGUGGGAAGCCGCUUGGAUUCUUUGCUUGGCCAGUGCAUGUACUUCGGCCUUUCCUUUAGCCGGGUCGGAGCGGAUUUCCGUGGCCAACUCGCUCCCAUAUUUCAGCAGGUUGCCAUGGACACGUUCCGGAAAGCUGUUCAGGAAGCGGUUGACAAGUUCCAAGAAGAUAUGAACUCGUACACACUGAUUUCUUUCCCAUCAAUACUUGGAAGCACCAUUCCACCAGCGGUCCCGAGCACCCAGCCAGGCACACUGCAGCCCCCCAUGGCCCUUCUGGAUUUCCCACCUUUAGCCUGUUUCCUCAAUAAUGUCCUGACGGCCUUCAAUGAUUUAAGACUGUGCUGCCCUAUUGGACUUGCUCAGGAAGUUAGCAGAUGCGUUGAGGAAGCCCUUAUUAAGGUGACCAAGUUAAUCCUGGUUUUCCAUCGAGCCGAGGAAUCUGCCUUCAGUAGCCGUGAACGGGACUUAUUCGUUCAGUUCUGCAGUGCAUUUGCUGAGGACAUGGUGCCUUUCUUGAAUCGAUGUCUACAAGUUCUCUUUCCUCCAGCACAGCUUGCACUUGUUCUAGGUGUCCCUCCAACCCAGGUUUAUAAGUAUGGCAGUCUAGGCUGCAUAAAUGUGAAUAUGGUUCUGGAGCCGCUGGAGUUUGUUCUGCCCCAGAAGGAGCCUGUAACCGCUGUCCUGGAUCUCUGCACUGACCUGAGCAGCCUGACAACAGCUGAAUCAGAUCCCUCGACUGCAGUCAAACCAUUAACUCCUCAAGAAGACAAGCCUGUCUUUUCUGAACAAGAAAAGCCUGUGUCAGCAUCGGAUUCUCAUCUUUCUCAAAAAGAGAACAUUUCUGCUGAAGCGGUCACUACAGAGCAAAACGACCCAACCCCAGAGCCUGAAAUCACCUUUGAUGUACAGGACUUACCAGAUGAUUUGUCCACAACAGUUAUUAAUGUUGAGGAGACGUUGUCGAAAUAAAAAGCAACAUUUGCUGUAUAGCAGGGGUGUCCAAUCCUGCUCCUGGAGAGCUAAUGUCCUGUAGUGUUUAGCUCCAACCACCUCCAACUACAGUUUCUAGUGAGUCUGAAGCCCUUGAUUAGCUGGUUACGGUUACUCCAGGAAUAGGUUUAGAAACCCCUGCUGUAAAGUGUGUGUUGAAUGCUAGGUGUCCUAAACGAUGAAGCUUGGUUUUGAUAACAAAUAACCAUCUGGACAUACUUAUACCAGGGUUUAGUUUGCAAUAUUAUUGGCAACUUUAUUUGGUGAAGGUAAUAAUGUAAUAUAUUAUGUAAUUAUAUAUGGUAAAUAUUUAAAUUGUGGGGGAAAAAAAUGUCAGUUAAAUCAUGUUUUCUAUGACUUGCAAUGGUCCCAAAAAGUAUUUUGACACUUAAGUCAAACUUAAAAUGUCUGAAUGUCAUUGCAUUUUAAUAAAUGCCACUUGCUUUGUUUUAUUUUUUAAAGAUAGCAUAGCACAAGCACUUUAAGCAAAAUAUUUCACAAAAGACAUAUACUGUACAAAAAAGACGACAAAAUAAAUUGUUUAAUUUUCUGUUUAUUUGUGGUUAUUGGAACAUUCUUAAUGACCUAAAACUGUUUUUCUACUAGGACACCUGUGAAUUUGUUAAGUUUAGACUUCACGCACAGACUAAAAAGCAUGUGUGAUUAAGUUGGUUAAACAUUGCAAAAAACAAAAAAAAAAAGUUCAGUGAAAAGCUUGUGCACCAUUUGUCUACAAAUACAAUAUUAAGUUUAACUUAAGUGUUCAAAAACAUUUUGGGUCUUCUGUAUGUGCUUGUAAUUUACUCUGUUUACCUCUUCUAUGUUUUUGUUUACUCAUUUUCCAGGGUGGGAGGGGAAGGUUUAUUAAAAUUGGAAAAAAAAAAAAAAAA